Molecule: messenger RNA, 7245 nt
Organism: Notechis scutatus (mainland tiger snake)
Lineage: Eukaryota; Metazoa; Chordata; Lepidosauria; Squamata; Elapidae
Source: RefSeq, a predicted model, not a curated record
GGAGUGGGGGAGAGAAGGAGGAGGACUUGCCUCCUGUCAGCUGCAGCCGUGCAGAGAUCCGUCAAGAAGAAGAGAGAUCUUCCCAAAUCUCUUUUUUUUUUCCCGCCUGCUUGGAGAAAUUGGAGCGGAUUUUGCUGUCAAGAUGAAGGGUUGCCAAAAUGACUAUGCGGAUGGAUGCACAGAGGCAGCUGCAAAACCCAUGACCAACUCUUUCAAGGCUGAUGAUCUUGUUAUCAACCCGUCUACCACAUUGAAAGAGAAACCAGACCCAAAUGGCUUAGUAUUUGGAACAGUUUUCACAGACAACAUGCUCCUCGUUGAAUGGUCCUUUACAUCUGGAUGGGACGUCCCUCAGAUUAAGCCCUUGGAGAAUCUCUCUGUGCACCCAGCCAUCUCAGCCCUGCAUUAUGCUGUAGAACUGUUCGAAGGCAUGAAGGCAUAUCGAGGCGUGGAUGGCAAAAUACGCUUGUUCCGACCAAGACUCAACAUGGACAGGAUGUUACGGUCAGCUGCGCGAGCAACUUUGCCAGGAUUUGACAAAGAAGAACUUCUGCAGUGUAUCCAGAAACUGGUGGAAGUUGAGAAGGAGUGGGUACCCUAUUCAACCUCUGCUAGCUUGUAUAUCCGCCCUACUUUAAUUGGGACAGAGCCUUCUCUUGGAGUCAAGAAGCCAUCAAGGGCCAUUCUCUAUGUGAUACUGAGCCCUGUGGGGCCCUACUUCACAAGUGGGACCUUCAACCCCGUCUCCUUGUGGGCAGAUCCAAAAUAUGUCCGAGCUUGGAAAGGUGGGACGGGGGACUGCAAAUUGGGAGGGAAUUAUGGCUCUUCGAUUUAUGCCCAACGUGAAGCCAUGGAAUUGGGGUGCCAACAGGUCCUCUGGCUUUAUGGGGAUGACCAUCAAAUUACAGAAGUUGGGACGAUGAAUCUUUUCCUGUAUUGGCGAAAUGAAGAUGGAGAAGAUGAGCUGGCAACCCCACCUCUAGAUGGCAUCAUUCUUCCUGGUGUGACGAGGCAAAGCAUCUUAGAUCUGGCACGCAAGUGGGGUGAAUUUAAAGUAUCAGAGCGAUACAUUACUAUGAACGAUCUCACAACUGCCUUGAAGGAAAAGAGAGUGAAGGAAAUGUUUGGGGCUGGAACAGCUUGUGUUGUAUGUCCUGUUUCAACAAUACUAUACCUGGGAGAGAAUUUGUGUAUUCCGACUAUGGAGAAUGGACCUCAAAUAGCAACCCGUUUCUGGAACCAGCUAAGUGAUAUCCAAUAUGGAAGAGAAGACAGCGACUGGACAAUCGUGGUGUCAUGAAUGUGAGGGACAAGAACAUUUCAGCCUUCUACAAGCACAACAAAGUGUUCGAAAUACCACCUGAAUGAUGAACAGUUUUACUGUAGCUCUGUGUAGAGUAGUCUGUGUAUUAUCACUUUAUUCCUGAGCUGGGAGUUGGGUCCACAAGCCAGGAAACGAAACUUAGGGUUAUCAUUUCCAGGCUGCAAACAUCAACGCUGAUCACGAAAUAGCAGGAACAAGCUUUCUUUCUGUAUCUCUUUGCUGCUACGUUGUGGUCAAGAAGAUUUUUGCAGGCCAGAGAAGGUAGCCCUAGUGAGCACAUUUUGUCUUCUGUGAUUUUGGUCUAGAAUAGAAAUCUGUCUUCUGGUGGAGGUGCUAGAUGUCAACAAUAGAAACUUUCCUAACACAACCCUUGGUGUCCCUUAUAUCCUUGGUACAGUGGACAACUGUGUUUAGAAGUUCUUCAACUGCUCUUCAUGGCAAGCCAAGUACUCUUGGCCUUGAGUCACUUUUUAACCAGAUUGUGACAUGACUAUUUGCCAAAUGAUUGAGAGUAAACUUUUCACUAUCUCUUUCUCAUCUGCAACCUUAGAAAAUGAAAGAUUUAUUUUUCAUAAGACAGGUAGAUAUAGUAUAUGCAGUAAAUAUUUCGCCAUCUCUUGAUUUUUUUCCAUCUUUAGGACAAUUGUUCUAAUUCACAGGAAUUAGAAUUUGAAGAAUCCCAGCUUCUGAACACCAGCUAGAAUCACAUCUCACAGAUAAUAAUUCCCAAACUGGGUCCAAUUUCUCUGAUGUCUAGAGGAAUUUUUUCCCCCGUCAUUAAUAAAUGACUUCUAUCAUUGCCAAACUAUGGAAAGUUCUGUAAAGUAAGUUGGUUGAAUGCAGAAUAAGGGUUCUAUUGGUUGAUGGCAUAGCCAUCUAUAACAUUUUAAACAAGGCAGGUUUUAGAGACCUGCCAGAUACCAGAUUAUGGCCCAAUCCAUCAUGCUUGAAAUCUUUUAGAAAACAACGUUCUUUGUAGCUUCUACAAUCCUACCAUUGUCUCAGCUUUUCUUGGAGACAUUGAUUUUAAAACCUUACUCUUCCCUUCACACAGUCUUGAAAUCAUGGCACCACAAUGAUCAGAUGCAUUAGAAAAGUUUCCUGAUUAUCUGAAUAAGCUUUAAUAAUCUACUGCAUCAAAAUAGAUUAAAAGAGAUGUUACUGAAGCAUCUUGAGAUAUGGGAAGGCCUUUAAAUCAAGUGUGGGCUGACCCUAACUUACAAGAUCUACUUUGAUCUUCCUUCUUUUUCCUUUUAUUUCUACUAGACUCUCCCAAGAUCCACAAAACUAGAUCAAGUUAUUAUAAAAUAAUGGUCUGGAGCAAUGGUUCUCACCCUUUUCUUUACCAUGGACUCUUUUUAAAUAUAUUUUGUGGCCACUGACCAUGGCCACAAACCCCCAAGACUUAACUCAAGAUUUAAAUCUUAACAUAUUUUUCAAGCCUUUGUGGACUCUCCCUAUGACAUUGUGAUCAUCCAGAGGUCUGCGGACCACAGGUUGAGAAUCACUGGUCUGGAGAAAGCAAACCACCUUGAAACAUAUUGCUUUGGUUAAUUUUAAAUUUUCCCUUUUCUGAAUAUGGUCAUCUACUAAAGAUAGUUUUGCGGUCUUGGCUUAGUGCCUUUUGAGUCUGAGCUUGAAGGCAUCUGAGCAUUAAGACAUAUCUUGCCAAAGAAGUUACAUACAACAGUGUUCGGCACCUACUCACAUUUCUUGGACCAAAUAUUUCUUGAGCUAAUCUUAUUGUAGCUUCACGAGACAGCAGUUUGAUGAUUCUGGCAAGAUAGUCAAGGCACUGAGCUUUCUUUUUGCUAAGAUACUCACAGGGACUAAUAAAGUUCACCCACUCCCUCGUGAGAAGGGCAUGAUUUGGGAAAAUUCUAACUCUGCUUCUUGAACCUUGAACCUUGAACCUACCUCUACUUAAUGAUUGAUCAAGGCUGAGACUAUGCCCAAUUUUUAUUUCCCUGUGACUUCAUAGGCGCCUAAAUUUUUUAGGAAAAAGGAUGUGACAAGACUUUACCAAUUCAAAAUGCAGAUAAUGGUAGUGAGGAGAUGCAUUUUCAUGCAUUCCACACAGUUGUCUGACUGUGACCGCAAGGAGAAGGCCUAUUGUAGCCUACUCCCUUAUGCACACUUAAAAGCAUUUUAAUACCUAAGGGUAUUUGUUCACUCUCAUCAUGCCCCACCAUGUGCCGAAAUAAGGAGACACAUUCAACAGCAGCAUGUCAAAUGUUCUUUCUAGAACAUCUUAACUGGAUCUUAAAACUGUCAAUAUAGAUUCUUUACAUUUUGAUCCAAUACUCUUAGUUAUAAUAUUCCAUGUUGCAGUAACAUUUCCCACAACCACCUUAGUGCAAAGCAAAACUUUUCGAUUUGUAUGACUUCAUGGUGCAUUAAUCAGCAAAGGCCUUUCAGAAAGAUUUCAUACCGUAAAACGUUAUUCUUUUAUUGAAGACCAGUUGAAGCUGAUGAUGCUGGAUGGAGGUCUAUUUAGAACAGUUUUCUCCAGGGUGGUUCUUCCAGGUUUGCUGAGAUUCCCAGUCCAGGAAUUCUCAGCCAAUUCUCAGCCAACAGGAAUUCUCAGAAUUGGAGUUCCUACAAUUCAAGGCCACCAGGAUGGAGUAAGGAUGGUCUAAGAACAGACUAUUACUUCUCCACCUGGGGAAACUUGAAGAUGUAUAGACUUCAACUCCAGUAUUCCCCAGCCAACUGUGCUGACUGUAGAAUUCUGGGAGUUGAAGUCCACACAUCUUAACGUUGCCCAGAUUGAGAAGCAUUGAAAUAAACACAAUAAGCACAAGCUGUUUCCCAAUGAUGGUAGAUGUAAUACCCUGCAUCUCUUCUUCUUGCCAGUUGAAUUUGUAUUGUGCUGCUAUCCUUGUUAGGUUCUGUUCCAGUUACUGCUAGCUUUCAUUGGUGAUGUGCAGCGUUUUGCUUUCCUUUUCCUUUGUUUAUUGUUGGCCACAUUGCUAAUUGGGAUGCUCACAGUUCUGAUCUUGAGUAAAGCUACUACUGGAGCAAGACCAUCCUAAUAGAAGAGUGCCUUUUGAUGAAGAGUGUGUGUCUGCGUUGAGAGUUUGACUUGCUGAAACCAAAACUAUGUAGUCAAUGUUUGGCAGAGACAGGAUUUGAAAAGACUGGUUCCUUUUGUUUCCCUGUCAAGAGGAUAAGCAGGGGGAACUAGGACAACUCUCAGUGACUAACAUGCAAUGGCCAUCUCAUUGUGGCCAACCUGGCAUGGCCAACUCUCCAGGGACACUCAACAAUGCCCAACUCGCUUCAGGAUAACUUAUCAUGGGACAAUCCAUGAGGGAUAACUCAACACGAUAAAUGCCAUUUUUGUCAAUGAAAAUAAUGUCAAAGAAACAGUGGUGAAUAACAUUUAUUAUCACAUUGAGUUAUCCAGCUGGAAUUGUCUCACAGCAAGUUAGUCCCAUGGCGAGUUGGCCACAGUGAAUUGUCCCACUGUGAGUUGUCCGGCAAGAUGGCCAUGGUGAGAUGUCCGCAGUGAAUUGGCCGUGGUAAGAUGAACUAUGGCAAGUUGGCUGUAGUGAGUUUUGUCCCAUUCUGGAAGCAGGGAGGUGAGCACUUAACUCCUAUCCACCCCCAUUUCUUUCCUGCAAUUUUCCUCCUCUACUUACUUGCCACUUCAAGUGAGAAAACCAGAUGGAAAGAAGGGGGAUUCCAAGGAAAAGGAGCAAACAGGAUAAUAACUGUUUUUUUCUUCCUCCACUGGGGUGUAUCAGUAGGGGUUUGGGUCCCCAGGUCAUCCUUGCAUGUGCCACUGAGCAUACAGCCCUCAUCAAGAUGUGUUUUCUGUAGCAACUCUGUCUGCUUAGAGGUCCUCCCUUAACAAGGACACAAAAGGAAAGGUUCCUCCUGUUUAGGGUGUUCGCCAUUCCUGAAAACCACUUGAAAUGUUCUUAAACAUUUUGUAGUGGCGCAGUGGUUAGAGUGCAGUACUGCAGGCUACUUCUGCUGACUGCUGACUGCCUGCAAUUUGGCAGUUUGAAUCUCACCAGGCUCAAGGUUGACUCAGCUUUCCAUCCUUCGGAGGUGGGUAAAAUGAGGACCCAGAUUGUUGGGGGCAAUACGCUGACUCUGUAAACUACUUAGAGAGGGCUAUAAAGCACUGUAAAGCGAUAUAUAAGUCUAUUUGUCUAAAGGGAGUGCUGGUUUGCAAGUUGAUGUGUCAUUUGAAUGGGAUCUAUGACAAUUUGCCAUAGCCAACUCUCCAUCGCCAGCUUGCCAUGGCCAACUUGUUGCAGGACAACUUGUCAUGGGACCACCACUAAUAUCAAGAAAUGGUGGGAUAGAAUCAUUAAAGAAAGGAUGCAAAAAGAGCGAGAAAGUGAAAUGCCAAUGACAAAAAUUAAAUAUUUUAAAAAUUAUUUUAAAUAAUUAAAUUGAAUUGUUCAUUUGUCCCACAGUGUUACUGCGGUGUGAGUUGUCCGGCAGUGAGUUGGUGGUGGUGAGAUGGCCAUGAUGAGUUGGCCACAGAAAGUUAUCCCAUUCUGGUUUCAAUGUACCCUGUCUCAAAGGUGGUUUUUGAGAAGGCAACUGGAUGUUUUUUUUUUCUUGAGGAGGAAGAAGAAAACAUUUCUCUUCUCAUCCAAAAAGCUUCAUCAAUUCUGAACAAUUAAAUGUUCAGAAGCUUCUUGGAUGAGAAGCGAAAUGUUUUCUUCUUAUUCCUCGAGGGAAAAAACAUCCAGUUGCCUUUUGAAAAGGCACCAUUGAGACAACUAUGACCUGAAUGACUGCGAACCUCCAUAUACGAAUGUUCCAUGUCUUCUCAGUAUUGAAUUUUGGGAAUUGCAAACUGCAGGAACCAGAAAUGAAACACUCAGAAUCCUAAGAAGUUUCUCCCUUUCUCUCUCUUCCCCAACAAAGCAUUCAGCUCACAAAACAUGUUCAAACCCACUAAUGGCCCACUUGCAAUGGGAUAAUUUCAAAUUCAAAGCAUUUUGUGUAUCUCUUGUUGCAAACGUGCAUGGUUUACCUUUGUUGCUCUGUGGCCAUAGAGCUUAAAUGGAAUGCAGUGUUGUGUCCUUGAGACCCUCUACAAAAAUGGAUCCACCCUAAAUAAGGUGUGCUUUGUUUGUCUUUCAGCCUGUAAUUGCUAAAGGGGCUGGUUUUUAAAAAGUCUUUUCUUAAAUGUACAGGAAGUUACUCAGACCAGCAAGGGUAUUUUGAUAUUGCGUGACAAUCCAAUGAAAAAAAUAAAAUAAAAAGUAGACCUUUGUUGUCACCUGUGUUUUCAAUCUUUGCAUAACAGAAAAAAAGUUUGCACCAGCCAGAAAGAGAGUUCACAGGAACGUCAUUAAGUGAAGUAAAGUGCACACAUCUGCAUUUAAAAAGCAGUAAUAAAUUUCAGAGGCAGGUCUCUUAGAAUGAGUUUCAAGAUUUUAAAGAGAUGAAAUAGGUGCUUAAACUCCUUCAAACUUUCACAGUGUAAAUAGACUCUUUUUGUACCUGCUCUGUUCAGAUAUUUUUGGGCCCCUAAGUAUUUUUCAGACCCUUUAGCUAUUUUUUAAAUGUGUGAAAAAGAAUCUAAAAAUCUGCUAUACAAUCAGAAGAAAGUAACAUUGAGUUGAGUAGAGCUCACUCCCAAGUAUUGCUGUAAUUCUUUAUUAAAUGUAUUAUGGAAUUUUAUUAGUGAGUUUAUUUGCUUGAGAUUUUUGUGUUCCAUGAUGAAAUUAUUACUCAAGUGAUUACUUUCUUUAUUUAAACAAUAAAGUUACAAAUCAUGCAUAAAAUAGCUUUAUAAUAAUAACAUCAAAUAUAACUAGUACAUCUUUGUAAUUAUAAAUAGAAAAUCAGAUUAUAAUUAAUUGCAUUUCUCAAGUUUCUCUUAACGAGUGCUUAGUAUGAGAAAAAAUACAUGCCUCCGAACUGAAUGAAAGGUAAUAAAAGGACAC